Pistacia vera is the source of this 1569-nucleotide messenger RNA. RefSeq names its product mitochondrial Rho GTPase 2-like. NCBI's taxonomy places the organism in Eukaryota, Viridiplantae, Streptophyta, Magnoliopsida, Sapindales, Anacardiaceae. Gene Ontology annotation, biological process: signal transduction. The transcript has 11 exons. Gene Ontology annotation, cellular component: plasma membrane. The record is from RefSeq and is a predicted model, not a curated record. Gene Ontology annotation, molecular function: GDP binding; GTPase activity; GTP binding.
AUGUACAUUCUUUUGUGGGCCCUAAUGACACUACUUGAUCCAUGACGCACUUUGGCUUAUUUAAUAUACAUUGGAUAUCGUGGUGGUGCUGCUAAAGUGUUUCAUGUUACUAGGAGAAAAUUAGCCGAUCGUGAGGAGCAAGUAACUGAAAGAAAUGUCUUUCGCUGCUUUGUUUUUGGCUCUAAAAAUGCUGGAAAGUCUACACUGUUGGAUUCAUUUUUGGGAAGGCCUUUCUCAGAAUAUUAUUAUCCAACAACUUCUGACCGAUAUGCAGCAAAUGUGGUCGACCAGCUUGGGGGAACUAAGAAGACACUUAUUUUGCAAGAAAUGUCCGAAGAUGGAGUGAAAGAAGUUCUCUCUUAUAAGGAAUAUAUGGCAACCUGUGAUGUUGCUUUAUUCGUCCAUGAUAGUUCAGUUGAACAUUCACAGAAAAGGACAAAGGAACUACUGGAGGAGGUUGCCAGGCAAGGGGAAGUCAGCGGUCAUGGGGUGCCAUGCCUUCUUAUUGCAGCCAAGGAUGACUUGGAUCCAUGUCAAAUCACCGUACAAGAUUCAGCAAUGGUUAGUCAGGAGAUGGGAAUCAAGCCUCCCAUUCGUGUAAGCAUGAAAGUAGAAGAUUCCAAAAAUUUAUUCAGCAGAAUUGUGAGGGCAGCUGAGCACCCUCAUUUGAACAUUCCUGAAACUGAGGUCGGGAAGGGCAGGAAGCGAUACCGCCAUCUUGUCAACAAUUCACUUAUGUUUGUUUCUGGGUCUGCCGUUACUAUUGUUGGACUGGCAGCUUACCAAGCCUAUGCUACUAGGAGGAAUUCUAAAUGUCAGGAGCGAAAGCUAUGUUUAGCAGUAAACUUUAAGACGUGGGCCCUAAUGACACUACUUGAGCCACGACGCACUUUGGCUUAUUUGAUAUACAUUGGAUAUAGUGGUGAUGCUGCCAAAGUGUUUCAUGUUACUAGGAGAAAAUCAGCCGAUCGUAAGGAGCAACUAACUGAAAGAAAUGUCUUUCGCUGCUUUGUUUUUGGCUCUAAAAUUGCUGGAAAGUCUGCACUGUUGGAUUCAUUUUUGGGAAGAUUUAGUGGCAUUUUUCUAUGUUUUCAGCAUUCUGAUAUCUCGUACAUUGUGUUAUGCAUGUUCCCAUUGUCUUGGGAUGUUACAAAUUUGAUGAUGAUGGUGCAGGGAACUAAGAAGACACUUAUUUUGCAAGAAAUACCCGAAGAUGGAGUGAAAGAAGUUCUCUCUUAUGAGGAAUAUAUGGUAACCUGUGAUGUUGCUUUAUUCGUCUAUGAUAGGGAACUAAGAAGACACUAUAUUGCAAGAAAUACCGAAGAUGGAGUGAAAGAAGUUCUCUCUUAUGAGGAAUAUAUGGCAACCUGUGAUGUUGCUUUAUUCGUCUAUGUAGUUCAGUUGAACAUUCAUGGAAAAGGACAAAGGAACUGCUGGAGGAGGUUCCGGCAAGGGGAAGUCAGGGUCAUGCGGGUGCCAUGCCUUCUUAUUGCAGCCAAGGAUGACUUGGAUCCAUGUCAAAUCACCGUACAAGAUCAGCAAUGGUACAGAACUUCUUUGGCUACUUAG